Messenger RNA from Aureobasidium subglaciale EXF-2481, 1053 nucleotides. RefSeq lists its product as uncharacterized. The annotation marks the transcript as partial. The transcript has a single exon. NCBI's taxonomy places the organism in Eukaryota, Fungi, Ascomycota, Dothideomycetes, Dothideales, Saccotheciaceae. The record is from RefSeq and is a predicted model, not a curated record.
ACCAAUGUCGUCGAGCAGACUCUUGACUACUACCCACCUCCCUGCGAGCUUCAGAAGAUUGUCAACGAGACCAUCGCGUUCUGUGAUCCUCUUGAUGGUAAAACUGACGGUGUUAUUGCACGAUCUGAUCUGUGCCAUAUUUACUUCGACCUCAACUCGACAAUCGGCAAGCCUUAUCACUGUGCCGCCACUCAAGCUACAAGCCUCGGAUUCGGCUUCGGGAGUAAGCACAAGAGACAUGUGGGCGGUAGCACCAGUUCGGAGCCAGAACAAAACGGAACUGUCUCUGCUCAAGGUGUCGAACUUGUUCGUACUAUCCUCAAUGGUCUCCACGACUCCGAGGGACGUCGUGCAUACAUCAACUACCAGAUUGGUGCCUCCUUCGAGGACGCUUCGACUACCUACAACACAAAUACCAGCGCUUGGGAGCUCGAUAUUGCCUCUACCGGCGGCGAAUGGAUUGCUCGUUUCAUCAACUUGGUCGAAGCAUCCAACCUUGACAUACUUACAAACGUCACAUACGACACUGUCAAAGAGUGGAUGAUUCGAGGCUGGUACAUGUACGAAGAUGUGCUUCAGACCACAAACCCCGACCUCUCCGCCUACCACAGCGGCGGUGGCAAGAUCCUGACGUUCCACGGCGAACAAGAUGACUCCAUCCCCACUGGCUCCUCUGUCCACUUCUACGAGUCUGUUCGUAACACCAUGUAUCCCAGUCAGUCUUACAACCACAGCAUCGCUACCAUGAAUGACUGGUACCGUCUCUACAUCGUUCCAGGUGCUGCCCACUGCUCCACCAACACUCUGCAGAGCAACGGGCCUUGGCCCCAAACUUCGAUGGCACAGAUGAUCGAAUGGGUCGAGAAUGGCAAUGCCCCUAAGACUUUGAAUGCGACUGCCAUCUCUGGAAAUAUGGCGAAUUGGCAGCUUUGUAGCUGGCCUCUGCGUCCCAUGUACAAGAACAACGGCACUGAAGUUGUUUGUGAGUACGAUCAGGUUAGUAUCAAUACUUGGAUGUACGACUUUGAUGCGUACAAGUUGCCUUUGUACUAG